This is a messenger RNA of Lytechinus variegatus (green sea urchin), 1957 nucleotides long. Its product is annotated as heparan sulfate glucosamine 3-O-sulfotransferase 1-like. Lineage: Eukaryota; Metazoa; Echinodermata; Echinoidea; Temnopleuroida; Toxopneustidae. Bases 581 to 1840 code for a protein of 419 amino acids. The transcript has a single exon. Gene Ontology annotation, molecular function: [heparan sulfate]-glucosamine 3-sulfotransferase activity. The record is from RefSeq and is a predicted model, not a curated record.
UAGUAGUGAUUUUGUUGUUGUUGUUUUUCUGUUGAUGCUGUUAUUGCUGAGAUUAAGUUUUAAUAUUGCCAUACAAAAAUGACAAUAUCACAUAAAUCAUAAAUUUAAGACUGGUGAAGUAGUUUUGUGCUAUAUAAUGCCUUGUCUAUAUAAAUUAUGAAUUAUGCAGAUAGAAAAUUACAAGAUACUAAAAUGAUGUGAUUUCAUUGGUCGAGAGGAAAUAUCUAAAAGUAUCAUAGGUUUAUGUCUUUUUUUUAUUUAGGCAUACUUAUCAUAAACCUGAUUGAGCUAACUCAUGUUAUUGAUUUUCCGCAAAUUGCGACGAUCAAUCAGAACGUGUUUGUUUCUCAAGACAAAUGCCAACAGAUUUCCCAAAUAUUUGAACAUUAUCCAAAUAGUCCGAAUAUAGGACUGAUAUUGCUGACGUAAAUCAACAAGCAAACCCACUUUCACAAACUUCUUGGCCCAUCGAGGAAAUCGAGACCUCAGAACAUAAGUGCACAGGUAUAUGAAAUGAGUGACAACUGUGAACCGGGUGCUUCUGUAUGCUGUUUUCAAAUAAACCUCGACAUAUCAUAUCAUGAUCAUGGAGAGACCAAGUUUGGUUGCCUUGUUGCUAGCCUCAUUGGCAAGUUUAUUUAUUCUGUUUGGAGACAGAUCAGGUUCUACGAACUACCUUCAUUCUCUUAUAUUGCAUAGACAGCAUAUACAAGAGGGAAUGUCUUCAACAGGCGAAGAUCAUAGUGCUUUUGCUGUUGAUGACCAGGGUCGAACUGGAGGACAGAACUUGAUGACGCCAGGAUCAGAUAGGAUCAUGCCAACUGCUGACGGAAGAAAAGAUGUUGCAAACCAACGAUACACCUCACAUUCACAGAGACAUGAUCUUGAAACGAUGGACAGCAUUGAGACCAUUCUUGGUCGCAUCAAUCAUACAGAUCCAGCAUGGGCCACAAAAGCUGAUUGCUGCUACACCUACAGCGAGAAACGAUCGGCGAUUUCGACAAGCUUGCAGGAAAAGAGACACUGCCGAAAGAGAUUGCCUGUCGCUUUGGUCAUCGGGGUCAAGAAAUGCGGAACCGGGACUCUGAGUACCUUCCUUGAUCUCCACCCAGCCGUCUCCAUGACUGGCGAGACGAGGUUUCCCAGAGAAAAUGCCACUAACACUUCUGUCGCAAGUUGGAUCCAACGUAUGCGUUUGAGCAGUCCAUACCAGUUAACCAUGACAGAAAAUCCGGGUUUCUUCUAUUAUAACUUCCUGUUGUUCCUCAAGCCAUACCUACCGUCUAGUGUCAAGUUUUUCUUGCUCCUACGCGAUCCUGUGGAUAGGCUGAUAUCAGAUUAUGCCCACCUGGUAGCGCAUUCAAACGCUCCCAAAGAUCGACCUUUUGAUAUUAUGUAUAGGAUAUACAGGAUUCGGGAUACCUUGGAAAAAACCAUACUGCAGCCUGAUGGGGACAUCAUGAAAUCAAAGCUCAUUUUACAGGGGAUGUAUAUCGACCGCAUUAAUAAAUUUCUUGACGUAUACCGGAAAGACCAAUUAAUGUUCAUCGACGGUGAUGCAUUUGCGAAGGACCCUUACCCAACAAUGCUGGAAGCAGAACGAUUCCUUGGCUUGCCAAAGUUUUACAAACGAUCACAUUUUGUCAAGAACGAUACAAAGGGGUUCUACUGUGCGAACGUGCCAGAAAGACCAGAUAAAAGGUGUAUGAUCCCGGGGAAAGGACGCCCUCACCCCAAAGUACCAGAGAGGUUUUUGAGAAAACUUCAUGACUUUUAUCGACCCUAUAAUAGAGCACUUAAUGAACAACUUGGCUUGAACUUUUCUUGGAUUUUUAAAUAGUAAUUAUCAAAAGUGUUUGUGCAAGAGACGACACGAUGAAAGAUUCCCGGAGAUACAAAUAUUAAGGAGUUAUCCCUUAAGCUAAUGGAAUGUGUAAUUGAAUUUCCCAGUGUAUUC